AUGCCAGAUUUACCUUCUCUAUAUUCAUCAUUAUCAUCAUCAUCAUCAUCAAAUUCAAUUAUUCGUAAAACUCAUUCAUUUACAACUCGUACAUUUACAAAAAUAAAUUUAUUAGGUGGUCCAUUCAAUGUUAAACUUUAUUGUAAUACAAAUGUAAACAAUAAUUAUACAUCAGUUGAUGUUGAAACUGAACAAUCAAUACAUAAAUUAAUAUCAAUUGAUAUUGAACAAAAUGAUACACUUACAAUACGUAUGAUCGAAAAUUUCAAUAUACCUAAUAAAACAAAUAUAACAUUAUUUAUUAUAUAUCAACAAUUAAAUGAACUUCAAAUCGAUGGUAUAAUUAAUAUUCAAUGUGUAAAUCAAAUACAAACAAAUAUAUUUCGUUUACAGAGUCGUGGUAGUGGUUCAAUAAAAUUAAAAUUAAAUGUAAAUAAACUUGAUGCUUAUUUACAUUCAAUUGGUUAUGUUAAAUUAUGUGGAGAAGUUAAUGAUGAAGCUAUAUUAAAAUCUUUAGGAGUUGGUGAUGUAGAAUGUCGAAAUUUGUUAACAAAAAAGAUUUAUGUUAUAUCAAGUGGAAUUGGAAAUAUGUAUAUAACAGCUAUUGAUGAAAUAAAUAUAACAUUAAGUGGAAUAGGCACUGUUUAUUAUUCAGGUCCAUUAAAAGAGAAUAUUAAUACAGGUUUAGGAAGUAUUUCAGAAAUACCAAAUAUAUUAUCUUCAAAUAAUCAACAAUUAAUCAAUAAGGAUUUAGAUUAG
Messenger RNA from Rotaria sp. Silwood1, 759 nucleotides. The record is from the annotation of a GenBank genome assembly. NCBI's taxonomy places the organism in Eukaryota, Metazoa, Rotifera, Eurotatoria, Philodinida, Philodinidae.